AUGGAGCUUCCGCCGGGUUCUAGAAGCGAGGUGAAGAUUACGGUGGGAGGAGUGGAGCUGGGAAUGGAAGACGACACGUGGUCGUACCUGCGUGACGCUAUAGGGAGUGAUAUUAUAGUGAAGCCAGGGGGAACAGAGGAGGUCUUAGUGAUAGAGGCGGUUCACGGAGAUGUGGGGAGGCUGUCGCUAAGUAUUUUUCUUAAAGUCGAGGCGCACGCGGAUUGCGACUGCGAGUACCUGCUUCUGCCGAUCGACCUGACGACGUCGCCAGGUGGCGUCGUCUCAAUGGCGGAUGAGAUCGACUUCGGCACGCUGACGUCAGCGCGGGACACGGUGAUCCGCCACGUGGAAUUGGGGAACGUGGGCAGCACCAUGGCGGCCGUAGACGACGUCCGUCUCGCGGUCAGAGACGAACAUUUGCAAGCUGCCCGUUUCCGCAAAGGACAGCAGCUGCCGCCCGGGAAGGUUGUGCAAGUUGCAGAGCUGAAAUACGCAGGCUAUAGCUUGUCGGCCGGUUUAAACGGGAAAGCAGGAGGGGGAGGGGGAGGGGGAGGGGGGGGAGAGGUAGGACCGGAAAUUGAGGGUUUUACACGUAGGGGACGUGUAGUGGUGCAGACGGCGCAGUCAAGUCCGUCGCUUGUAGAGGUGCCGUUUAAAGCGCGGAUAGUCAUUGGUAGCGUGACAGUGGAGCCUGUCGAAAACACCGUCUUUUUUUUCGCAGCAGCACCGGGGAAAGAGAAGCAGCAGGAGGGAGAAUUGUCUGGGCAGCCCUGGGGAGAAAACAUUGGGUUUGUUCGAUCUGCGGUGACCAAGGAGCUGGUCCUGCGAAAUAAGUUUUCCUGCCCGGUGCUCGUAUACGAUGCGUUCUUCUCGCACGACUGCAUUCAGGCCAAGGAUUUCCCGUCCUCUCUGCUCCCCCCUGGCGGCUCCAGCAAACCGUUUCUUUUGCAGCUGAAUCCGGAGAAAUUGCCGCUGUCGCUCACUAUAGUGAACUUCACUAUAGCGACGAAUGUGAGUGAUAUGGUUGUGCCUUUGCACGUGCUGCCUGGGCUAUUGGAUUUGGACGUUCCGUUGACAGCAGGAGCAGCAGCAUCAGCAGCAGCAGGAGGAGGAGCAGCAGUUGCAGCAGCAGCCGCAGAUAGCAGCAUGAGUGCUUCCCGCUCUCCCCCCUCCCCCCGCUCUAGUACCCAGGAUGGGGCGAUAAUGGGGGGUGUUGGCACAAGGUUAUUGGGUGAGGAGGAAGAGGAAGAGGAAGAGGAAGAGGAAGAGGAGGCGGGGUUUCGCGUUGGGGGAGACGCAGGCACGCAUUCUGAUGGUCGGUACGAGGGUGAGGAGGAACAACAGCAGCAGCAGGGGGAGCAGCUGCAGGGAAACAGUCGCGGGGUUUUGGACUUCGGCUUGAUUCUCCCCGGUUCAAGACGAAACAUAUCGUUUCGCCUGGCCAAUCCGGGCCCGUUUCCGGUCGCCAUCAUGUCCGCGUCGUGCUCCUCCCGCCACGUCACUGUCCACGUCAGCGACGUUAUCCACAUGGAGGAGAGGGAGGCAGAGCGCGCCCCUGUGCCUGUGGCCAUGUCAUCUGCUCUCCCAUCCUCUCAGCAUCAAGUGUUCCACCUCCCGAUUAGGGUUUCCGCUGAUCUUAAGGCUUCUGUGCUGGGGCCAUCUAAUGGAACGGAGUUGGGCGAUCUUGUGUUUUCCAUGCCGUUGCGGGAAACCUUCGUGACUGCAAGCGGAUGUGCUUCUAACGGGAGCGAGAGCUGGGGGCGAAUGCUAGAGAGACUGCAGGACGGCGGGAGGGGAAGUGCAGGCGGUGAUAAUAGCGAGGGGAGGGACCCGUGGGGUGAAGAUGUGACUAUAGAGGAACGGGAAACGGCACAGGGGAGGCUGGACGAGUGGACGCGCGUGGUCCGUGCAGGCGAGAAUGUGAUUGUAUCGACUUUAGUUCUUGAAACGGAAGUGAUGGAAUCGGAGGCUGUGGAGGUGAAAGGGGUACUGGCGAAGCCUCGAGUGGUGUCAGAAGCUUCGUCAGGUUUGCAGUACGGUCGGGUGCAGGUGGGAACAGCAGCAGGGGAGAUGGUUUUGGUGCAGAAUCCGAGUGAUUACCCUGUGCGCGUGCGCCUGGUGAUGGCCGCAGCUGGUAUCCUCCCCUGGACCCUCAACUUAGCCUCUCACUUGAGCGUUCCCUGGCUGGGUUUUGGAGCACCUUGGCUUGGGUUGGGUGUAACGAAGGAGAGAGAGGAGGGUGGGGCGGGUUUUACCUUGGCGCCGGAUGCAGUGACGGAUUUGAUUCUGCCGCCCGGGUGGGAGGGGCGGCUGGGGCCGGUGGUUUUCCGGCCGGAUGCUGCUGGGUGUGUGUAUAACGGAUCAGUCUAUGUGCGGAAUAAUCUGACGUUGUUGGAAGAGGUGAGGAUGGUGGGGGAAGGGGGGUCGGGGGUGCUGCAUGUGAUUGGGAGCAGAGGGCCGGAAAUGCUGCUGAUGGUGAAUGUGACUGAAGAGCAUGUGCUUGUAAAGGAGCGGCGGGGGAGGAGGCUGGUGGGAGCGGCAGGGGGGGCCUAUCCGAGGUUUUAUGUGACUGAAGUGGAGAGCAGCGUAGGGAGGGUGAAAUGGCCGGUAGUGGCCGAGCGGAAGUUCAAGCUGGUUAACCGGGGCGAUUUACCCUUGAAAAUCUUGAGUAUGAGCCUGCACGCGAGCAAGAGCAAGGUCGUGUGUUCCCUCCGUGGAUUCUCCAUCCAUCCAUGCGAGCCCUUCACUCUCGCCCCUGGCCAAUCCACGCCUCUGCUCCUCUCUUUUACACCGGAUCUCACCUCGACUAUAGUUCGUGCCGUCCUCCAUAUAGAGUCAUCCGCUGGUGCGCACGAGCUGCCAAUCCGAGGGUACAUUCCGAGGAACCUUGCAGUGAUUGCUAUAGACGCGGAGCCGAGGCAUCCUAUGGAUUCAGUCAUGAAAGCUGUGGUGGCUUCGAUGCUAGUAGCCAUGUUUGGGCUGCUGGUGCGGGCGGCUGUGUCUCAGCUUACGCUGUUCCCCUCCCCGUGGUUCCCCGGGUUCUCUGCUGCUGCGGCGGCAGCGCUGACUAGGAGACUGCAGAAGAAGCAGAAUGCGCUGCUGCUGGCGAAUCAGCUUCAUGGCUCCGCUGCUGGCGGGGGAGGGGGAGGGGCGUCGGGCGGAGGGGGAGGCGCAGGGGGAGCGGGAGGUGUGGGGUUGGUUGGGGGAGUGGGGGUUGGCGGGGUGGGAGGCAGGAGUUUUCCAGCAGAUGCGGAGACGCGAGCGCGAGUGGUCAGGGUUCGAGUCUCGGUGGCGCCGAUUUCUGCAGGGAGAGGGCAGGGAGGAGAAGCGGGUGGAGGGGUGAGUGGCGUUGUGGGGAUGCCUGUUGGGAAGGGGCAUGACGGCCCUAUGGGGGAUUCUGGGGCGUCCUGGGUGGUAACCCGAGUGGAGAAGGUUACAGAUGGGGCGGAUGGGGAGGAUGAUGGCGUUACUGAUGCUGAGAUUGGGCUUGGACUAGAAACGGUGCUGGCAGUGCGGAAGCAGCAUAUGGAGCAACAGCAGCAGCAGGAGCAGCAGCAGCAGCAAAAGCAGCAUGUGGGUUUACCAAGUCAGCAGGCGUCAAGGCUGGUGCUGAAUGCUCCCCAGGCAGUGGAGCAAGGGAAGAAACAUACGGGCCAGAAGCCCGAGUCUGCAGCAGGUCAGAUGGCAUCCCAGCAACAGCCGGAGCAGCAGCAGCAGCAGGUGGGUGUUGAUCGUGGGGCAGGGAAGAGUGCGAUGCUGGUUGCAGGAGAGGCAACUGUGACAGCGGUGGCAGGUGCAGCUGGUCAGGCAGCACGGAAGAGCGCAGACUUAGGAACAGCAGGGGCGUUUGCGCCUGCAGCAGGUUCAACUGGGGGAGGCGUAGCUGUUGCAGGUGGAGUGGGAGGGGAGUCAUUUGGGACCGGGUUACCCGAUGCGGCUCGAGUGUUUGUGAAAUCCGCUUCUGUUCCUUCAGGGGGUACUGGGGGCGAUAAGGCUGGGAAGGAGGGAAGUGGGGCGACUUGGAACCCCAGUGCGUGUAGCAAGGGGGGUGGUGGUAAAGGGGGGAAGGAGGGGGUUGGUAAAGGGGAGGAGAAGAAGCAGCGUGGGAAGAAGGGGAAGGAGGAGAAGAUGAGAGAAAGGGAGUUGGAGAAGGAGAAGGAGAAGGAGAAGGGGAAGGAGAAGGAGAAGGAGAAGGAGAAGGAGAAGGAGCGGGAGAAGGAAAGGGAGAAGAAACAGGCGGAGAUGGAGGCUCAUUGUGAGAAGGAAUCAGGUAAGUCAAAGGAGAACGAGCAGGGACGCAAGGAGGAGGAGAGUGAGAAGGAGAAGGGAAAGAAGACUCAGAAGGAGGAAGGAAAGAAGGGGAAACUCAAGGAGAAGGAGAAGGCUGCAGAGACUGAAGAGGUGAAGGAGAAGGGAUCGAAAGGCAGUACAGAGGCGGCCAGAGAGAAUAAGGGAGAGCAUGGGAAGGAGGAGAAGAAUCAGGAGGGUGGGAAGGAGGAGAAGAAGGUGGGAGUGGUUGAGAAGCAAGGGGUGGGGGAGAAGCUAGGGGCGGUUGACAGGAAGGUUGCAGAGGAGAAGCAAGGUGCUGUGGAGACGGGGAAGAAGAAGAAGAAGGGCCAGGCAGCAGCACGGGAGCCGUCACCUGCUCCUAGUGCCCCUGCUGCUGCUGGUUCUCCUCCUGCGAGCACUGCUGCUGCUGCUGCUGCUGCUGCUGCUGCUGCUUCUGUGGUCGCAGCAGAAAAACCUGCUGGGGCUGACAAGAAGAAGGGUGCAGAGCUCGAGAGUCCCACAAAGGAGGGUGGUGGUGGGAAGAAGCAGGGGCCUGGAGAGAAGGAGAGGGAAGGAGGCGGAGGGAAGUUGAAAGAAGUGUCAGGAAUUCUCACCACUUCCCACCACCAGGGAAUCAGGGAAUCUGCUGUGGUCUCUCCUCCUUGUGCUCCCAGACAGCCCUCUCCGGCCCCAUCAGCUGGUCAAAGCACUGGUAGCAGUAGCAAAAGAGAUGCCGCAGGUGCUGGGAUCAGUGCUGCUUCGGCAAACGAUCUUGCUCUAGCUGGUGUGAAGCCUGUGGCUAUUGGGAAGACUGCUGCUCGGGCACUGCUUCAGCAGCAGCAGAAGGAGAAGGAGCAGCAGGCAACGCAGCAGAAGCUUCAGCAGCAGCAGCAGCAGCAGCAGCAGCAGCAGCAGCAGCAGAAGCUUGUGGGCCGUGGGUCUGUAGCAGCAGCUGGUGCAGCUGGCAUGAGGGUUACCCCAGAGAAAGCAGGUUUGGCUGUUGGACGGGGCAAGUCGGCUGCUUCUGGUGGUUCAGCUGGCUCGGCUGGAUUACCUUCUGGCAGGCAAGUUGCUCGUUCCUUCUCCCGCUCCCCACCACCACCGGACCCCUUUUCUCCUCCUGCAGAAGCAGCAGCAGCGGCAGCAGUGCCACCAGCAGCACGGCCAACAGCAGUUGGCGAAGGCGUUGUGCACAGCUGGCACGUUCAGAUAUCUGCUUCCUUCUCUUCACCUCUGCCUGCAGGACUAGGGGGGAUAGGAGGUGGGGGAGGAGGGGGAGGAGGCGGAGGAGGAGGAGCGAGCAGGAUGGCAUCUAUUCCCAAGACCCCUUCCUUUGUCAACACCUGUUCCGACCCUAUCCUGGUGCAUCGGCGCCUUCCCCCCUCCUCCACCCCUGUCGCCAUCGGCAGCGGCAGCAGCACCAGUAGUGGUGGCGGCGGUGGCAGCGGUGCUGGUUCUGCCGCUGCAGACUCCUGGAAGGUUCCAGGGUUGCUGAGCCCGGGCAGCCGAGUGGGGAGUUUUCUUGGUGGGGGGAGUAGCAGUGGGGGGAGCGGUGGCAGCAGGGGGGAGCUAGCAGCUGCUGCGGAUCUGGCAGUGGGCUCGUUUGCCAGGAGUGGUAGCAGGGAGGAUGGGUUGCCCGGAGCUGUGGCGUUUGGUGGCAGUCCUGCUGCUGCUGCUGCUUGUGCUGGUGGUGGUGGAGGCACGGGGGUUGCUGCAGCUUCAAGGGGUGGGGUGCGGUUGGAAGGUUCUUCAGGUGGUGGGCUGGCAGGAGCAGGUGAUGACGAAGCAGCUGUGUACGAUCUGUGGGGUAACCAUUUCGACCACCUUGCAUCGUUUGGGACAUCCCCACACCCAACAGGCAUCUCCCACCCAUCAAGCCUCUUCUUUUCAGACCGAGGCUUUCUGACCGCCUCUCCUCCUCCACCCACCACCUCCUCUGUACCCCACUCCUCGGGAAUCCUCGGGCCUUCACUCCUCCACGGCUCGCCCUCCUCUCCUCGCUCCCCGCGCGUGAUUGCACCACCUGCCAGAACCAGGGAUGCUCUGUCCCCUCCUCGUGACCAGUAUCUUUUCUCCUCUACCAUCUCUGGAACUCCUGAGGCUGACGGCCUUCCCCGUCGCCCCUCCACUGAGCUCUUCUCUUCUCCUUUUGGGGGGUUUUCUCUCUUUCCUACUACUUCACUGUCUGCUUCUUCGCCGGGGGAUGCUGUUCUAGGCCCCCCUUCCAGGUCUGCUUCUCCAGCUCCCUAUGGAUACCCGGAUAGAGGGGGUGGGUUGGGAGCAGGAGGUGUGGGGUCGGGAGGCGAAGGUGCGGUUACCACUGGUGGAUUGUUUGGAGCUUCAGGGGAUGCAAGCCUGCAGGGUCCUGUGAGCUCCCCGUUUGGGUUCGGGGUUUCAGGAAUCGACAUGGAGGCGUACUUGAAUUGUGGGGUUGCAGCGGAUGCUGUCAGCCCUGCGUUUAUGAGGACUUCAGAUGUGGAGUCGUUUUGGUCGCAUGGGGCUCCAGAGCAAGCGCUCCAUGGACAUAUUUCAUCAAGCGGAGAGAGUGAUGACACAAGCGCACAGCCAUGA
Closterium sp. Naga37s-1 is the source of this 6840-nucleotide messenger RNA. NCBI's taxonomy places the organism in Eukaryota, Viridiplantae, Streptophyta, Zygnematophyceae, Desmidiales, Closteriaceae. The record is from the annotation of a GenBank genome assembly.